Stegodyphus dumicola is the source of this 4146-nucleotide messenger RNA. Its product is annotated as GTP-binding protein 2. Lineage: Eukaryota; Metazoa; Arthropoda; Arachnida; Araneae; Eresidae. Gene Ontology annotation, molecular function: translation elongation factor activity; GTPase activity; GTP binding. The record is from RefSeq and is a predicted model, not a curated record. Gene Ontology annotation, biological process: translational elongation.
UUUUUUUUUUUUUUACGUGCAGUGAUGUAAAUUUUUCCAAACCAGCAAAUUCUUUCCAACAUUGUAUAUAAUUGGUGUCUUUAAAUAAGAAAAUAUGAUGCAAUCGGGGAGUACCUUUUGUUUUAGGUAGCUCGUUGUGAACUAAAAAGGUGAAUAAUAUUUUCAAGACUUUUAGAGUUCUUAUUAUAAAAUUUUAUGCAGUUAAUUAAUAUUGGAUGACUUGGGAAAAUUUCCAUAAAGUUUAAUUGGAUUGAAUCCUGAUAUUAGGAACAAUGCCAUGCAGUGCUAUCAAUGUUGUAUAAUGCUGCAUAAAUAUCAUGAUGAAAAUGUACCAGUUUGUAGCGAUAACUCAAUGAAUUAAAUAUAAUUAAAUAAAAUGGUAUUUAAGUAUUUCAGUUAAUUUGAUGUAAGUUAUUGCUCCAGAGUAGCAUUCUAAAUGUAUUGGAUAUUAUUAGUUAUACACUUGUUUUUAAAAAAAUCUUUUCAUUUUGUUUGUCUCUUUUAAUCGUAGUUGGCAACGGUCUUUAUUAGCUGUUCAGGUUGAUUAGACUCGUCUGUGGAUUUUGUGUUUCUUUUUAAAUUUAUGUGAACUGGUGAUGUACAUAUUGUAUUUCCUCAUAUAUUUUUCCCUCUAACUUUUUAACACCAAGUUAAAAAAGUUUUAAAAUAUUUGCAUAAUUUUCCCCUUCUUCAGUGCAUUUAGAGCUCCCAUUAAUUGUAAAAUGGAUUCGUCCACAUAGUGAUCAUUUUCGUCUCCUAACAAAGACGAACCCUCAGAAACUAUGUGCAAAGGUCACGUCAAAUCUUUUUCAUCUGACUGUUGAACUUUAUACCAGCCUAGUGCAAGAACCGGAUCAUCACAGUGAAGCAAACAUGAAAUAACAUUCAGCUUAUGAUAUUGUUGAAUCAACUGCACUUUUACCUUCUCUAUUUAUUUAUGGAUGAUCUGAGGCCUAAGGAGUAGCAGAGACAACAGUAGGAACAGGACACUGUGUGUUUACCUGCAACAAAUGGAUUCGUUUGUUGGCCUUUUUGAUCCUGACAUUCAGGAUGAAACUGGAUCCUAUAUUACAUCUUUUCCUGAUUUUCUGCCACCUGAAGCUGCUGAAGGAAAUGUUGAGUAUAAACUUAAGCUUGUCAAGCCCUCCAAAAGUCGUUUUGAACAUUUGGUUACUCAAAUGAAAUGGAGGUUGAGGGAAGGUCAAGGUGAAGCAAUUUAUGCUAUUGGAGUUGCAGAUGGAGGAACUCUGAUUGGUUUAGGUGAUGAAGAAAUGAAAGAAUCUCUUCAAACUCUGUAUAAGAUGGCAGAGAAACUUGGUGCUGAUGUUACAAGUCUUAGUGAGAGAACCGUUGAAGAUGAAAGGACUGGAGAAAAAAGAACUGUUGCAGAGUUCCUCGUCCGAAAAAUUUCUGAUGAUCAACAUUCAUUGGAACUAAGAGUUGCAGUUCUUGGUAGUUCUGAUGUUGGUAAGAGUACUUUGCUAGGGGUCCUAACUCAAGGAGAGAAAGAUAAUGGACAUGGCAGUGCUCGCCUGAACUUGUUUCGUCACCUUCAUGAAAUUCAAAGUGGUAGGACGAGCAGCAUCAGUCAUGAAAUUUUAGGAUUUGACUCUAAAGGCAGUGCAAUGACAUACAGUACUUGCAGGACAGCUGAAGAAAUCUGUGACAGUUCCAAAAAACUUAUAACAUUUAUUGAUCUAGCUGGUCAUCAGAAAUAUUUGAAGACAACAGUGUUUGGACUAACAGGUCAUUCACCUCAUUUUGCAGUACUGGUAGUAAGUGCGGUUAGUGGGCUUUCUGGCAUUGCAAAAGAGCAUCUUGGUCUAGCCACAGUGGUUGACAUACCAAUUGUUGUUGUCAUAAACAAAAUUGAUCUUGCAACUGCUGUUUGUCUUCAGAGAACUUUAUCUCAGUUGGAAAAUCUUCUUGAAACUCCUAGCUAUCAAAAAGUACCCUUCCAAGUAAAUAAUGAAGAUGAUGCAUUAACUGCUGCAAGCUCAUUUGCUUCUGAUAAAAUAGCUCCAAUUUUCUCAGUUUCUUGUGUUACUGGAAAGGGUUUAGAUUUGCUUUACACAUUUUUAAAUGUAUUGCCACCUACCAUUAAUCAAAAAGAUAGAGAGUACCUCAUGCAACAACCUGCAGAAUUUCAGGUGGAUGAAACUUUUCAUGUUCCAGAUGUUGGAAUAGUCGUAUCUGGAUUAUUAACUAGUGGAGUAAUUCAUGAAGGAGAUAAUUUGCUUGUUGGGCCAUCUGACAGUGGAAAAUUUUCUCCUGCUAAAGUUUUAUCUCUUCAUAGGCACAAAGUUCCAAGUCGAGUAGUUCGAGCAUGCGAAAGUGCAACAUUAGCCCUUUCUAGUCAAACUGAGAUUAGUUUUCGUAAAGGUAUGGUUCUAAUUAGCCAGCAUGUAAGGCCACCAGUAUGUUAUUUUUUCCAGGCGAAGAUACAAGUACUUUUUCAUUCUUCUAAUAUUUGUGCAGGUUUUCAAGCAUCCAUUCACAUAGGAAAUAUACGACAGACUGUUACAAUUCUUGGCAUUAUGGGUAAAUCUAGUCUGUCUCUAAAUGAAACUGCAUCUGUAAUUUUUAAAUUUAUUCAGCGCCCUGAGUGUGUUCAUCCAGGUUCUAAACUCUUACUACGUGUUGGACAAACAAAAGCUAUUGGCCGAGUAACUCAAGUCUUUCUUCUUGGUGAUAAUUUACCCUUAAAAGUUUCACCUAUUUAUCGUAGCUACUAUUAAUAGAAAGUUAUUUUAUCUUCAAUAAUGCUUUAAAAAAUUACAUUUUAUAUAUAUUUUAAUGCUUUUCCCUUUGCCUGUUGUACACUUUAUUAAAAUUAUUCUGUAAAACUAUUAAAACAAUGCUGCUGUGUUCCUGUUUAGAAUGUGUCCUGAGUGAUCACUGAAGACAGCAGCAAAAACCAGAUUUUAUUCUGUUAUACAUGUAUGAAUCAAGUUCACCAGUAUCAGCAAUGCAAGAUAGCUCAAGUAUCUUUUAAAAUUUCAGAAAUGGCUAGAAUAUGAUCAUUUGACAAUCAUAACAUAAAUAUUAAUAACUCAGAUGUCGAAAACGUUUUAAAAUACACUUAGGGUAUCAAAAAGAGGUCCAUUUUCUAAGCCAUUAACUUCAAUCUGAGCAACCAUUGUUGUUCUGCUGUUGUUUUUAACCAACAUUUUCGCAAAUACUUAGUAACUCUCUACAGUGAACCUUGUUGACCAUGCCAUGUCUACCUGUUUUAACGAGAAUCACAAAUUCCUGAGCCUUUUUAUUGCUAAGUACCUGUAAUGUCAUUAACUGAAAUAUUGAAGUUCUUUUAGGAAAAACUAGAUGUAUCAAGUAUCUAGUAGUAUCGAGGUUUUGUACCACCUCCUGCGUAUACUGCGAGCUAGACUGGGUUCAACUUAAUUUAAAAAUCUGCAUGUUCACCUGUAAAAGAAGUAUCGAGAAGCCAUUGAAAGUUUGGAAGUUGUUUAAGUAUUAUAGCUUGUCUUGACAAAUAUCACCAAAUCUUUUAAGCAAGAUCUCUCUAAUUAUAAUGGGGCUAUUUAUAUUUACUACAAUAUAUUUAUAUUUACUCAUUGUAUUAAGCAAUUCAUGUGAUAUCUAUGAUAAAAUAUUUAAUAAUUGAAAGAAUAAUUGUGUAAUUUACAUGGCAUUUUUAUAUAACAAUAUUUUUAUUAUUUACAUCAUUUUGUAAAUAAUGUAAUCGUUUUUCUAUGAAUAUCUGAAUUAAUUGCUCUUAUGAAAGCAAAUGCAAUACUUGUUUAAAAUUAAUGCUUUCUAAUGGGUUGUUGUAAAUAAUGUAAUUGUUUCUAUAAUAAUAUGAAUUAAUUAUUCUUAUGAAAGCAAAUGCAAUACUCGAUUAAAAUUAAUGCUUUCUAAUGUGUUUGCAUUAAGUGCUUAGCUGUGUGCUUUUAGAAAUCGUUUACUUUUCUUUGUAAUUUUAACACUCGUAAGUAGCCUGGAAUUCUCAUUGUAUUAAGAGUAGAAUUCCAAUAAUCAGCGAAUUCCUGUAAUCCAUGGUUAUUUUUGUAUAUAAACAAACAAAAUGUCAAUUUUUAAAAAAUUCAGCAUGAUAAAUUUGGCAAUAUUUUUUUCUUAUAUAAAUAUGCAAAUAAAUUUUGAACAAAAAAUACACUGUUUUUAUAA